Molecule: messenger RNA, 3344 nt
Organism: Asparagus officinalis (garden asparagus)
Lineage: Eukaryota; Viridiplantae; Streptophyta; Magnoliopsida; Asparagales; Asparagaceae
Product: kinesin-like protein KIN-14E
Biological process (GO): microtubule-based movement
Molecular function (GO): ATP binding; microtubule motor activity; microtubule binding
Source: RefSeq, a predicted model, not a curated record
GUCAUAAUUGUUCAAAUUUCAAAGGAGCCAAAACAAGAACAAAAGGGGAAAAAAAACUCUCUUUUUAUUUUUCUGCAUCUCCUACUCUUUGAUUUCUCAAGCUUCAGAUUUUGGAUUAAUCGAAGGAAACCCUAACCCUAGAGAUGGCUGAAUCUACUCAAGAUUCGUUCGAUUCGAUGCUGUGGGUCUCUGAUUCGAAGCUCGUUCAGGCUGGGCUCAAGGAGGAGGAUUUCAAAGAUGACUUUGUAAUGUUUAUCAAUGCUGGGGGCAAAGAUAUCCAAUCUCGAGACUCCCGUUUAAAUUUCAAGGGAGAUUCUUUUUUCGAUGGGGGAUAUGAUAUAGAAACAGAUGAGACGAUAAUCGAAGGUGGUGACUUCUCCAGCCUGUAUCAACGGCUAUCGGCUCGUUUUGGAAAUUUUAGUUACAAGUUUUAUGGUCUCUCUCCUGGAGACUACUAUGUAGACUUACACUUUGCGGAGAUUGUUAACACAUCUGGGCCUAAAGGAAUCAGGGUUUUUGAUGUCUUUGUGCAAGAAGAGAAGGUAUUAUCUGAAUUCGAUAUAUUUGCAAUUGUUGGAGCUAAUAAGCCCCUACAAGUAGUUGGUGUUAAAGUUUCUGUAGAUGGAACUGAUGCUCUAACUGUAAGGUUCGAGGGAAGAAGGGGUGGGGCAACAGUUUGCGGGAUUUGCGUUAGGAGGGCCUCAGAGUUGACAGUAACAAGGAAGAAUUCGGAGUAUACAAUGUGUAGCAAAUGUGCCACAGAUAUUGAAGCUUCUCCAAGCCAGAAUAGAAAUCGGAAUAUGAAAUUUAUCGCCAAGUAUGAGAAACAAAUACAGGACCUGAACUAUCAGUGCAAAUUAAAAUCCGAUGAGUGUUAUCAAGCUUGGGUUUCACUACAUGCUGCAAAUGAUGAGCUAGAGAAGCUGAAGAUGGACCAUGACAAUAAACUAUUUCAAGCUGAAACUCUUGAACAAAUUAUUGAACAACAAACGGAAAACUUAAGAGAGGUGUCAGAACAUUAUCAGCAUGACAAGGAGCUGUGGGUUUCUGCUAUAAGGGACUUAGAAGAGAAAAUUAAGGUAUUGAAGCAAGAGCACCACCAGCUUUCUCAAAGAGCACAUGAAUGUGCUAGUUCUAUUCCUAAUAUGAAUAUGAUGGUUGAUGGGGUUCAAGCCUUGGUUGCACAGUGUGAAGAUUUAAAGAUGAAGUACAAUGAAGAGCUAACAAAGAGGAAAAAACUAUAUAACCAAGUCCAAGAAUCAAAAGGAAAUAUUAGGGUAUUUUGCAGGUGUCGUCCAUUAAGCAAGGAAGAGGGUGCAUUGGGUUAUGCGACUGUUGUAGAUUUUGAUGCAGCUAAGGAUGGUGAUCUUGGAAUAAUAUCUGGUGGAUCCACAAAGAAAACAUUCAAAUUUGACCGAGUAUUUACCCCAAAGGACAAUCAAGCUGAUGUCUAUGCAGAUGCAUCGCCAUUAGUCACAUCUGUUUUGGAUGGCUACAAUGUUUGUAUAUUUGCAUAUGGCCAAACUGGGACUGGGAAGACCUUUACAAUGGAGGGCAAUGAGCAGAAUAGAGGAGUUAACUAUAGAACUCUGGAAGAGCUGUUCAAAAUUGCCAGUGAGAGAAAGGAGACUUUUUGCUACAGCAUUUCAGUUAGUGUUCUUGAGGUAUACAAUGAACAGAUCAGAGACUUAUUAGCAACAUCCCCCUCAUCAAAAAAGUUGGAGGUGAGACAAGCAGCUGAAGGCUUACACCAUGUGCCUGGAAUAGUAGAGGCAAAAGUUGAAAACAUUAAGGAGGUUUGGAAUGUAUUGCAAGCUGGAAGUAAUGCAAGAGCUGUUGGAUCUAACAAUGUUAAUGAGCAUAGUAGUCGUUCUCACUGUAUGCUUUGCAUAAUGGUGAAGGCAAAGAACCUAAUGAGUGGAGAGUACACAAACAGCAAGCUUUGGCUUGUGGAUUUGGCGGGAAGUGAGAGGCUAGCAAAGACUGAUGUUCAAGGGGAGAGGCUUAAGGAAGCACAAAACAUUAAUAGGUCCCUUUCGGCGCUUGGAGAUGUAAUAUCUGCCCUUGCAACAAAAAACAGUCACAUACCUUACAGGAAUUCCAAGUUGACUCAUUUAUUGCAAGAUUCACUAGGAGGAGACUCAAAAGCGUUGAUGUUUGUACAAAUAAGCCCCUCAGAGUAUGAUUUAGGUGAAACUAUGAGUUCAUUGAACUUUGCAAGUAGGGUUAGGGGAGUAGAAUUAGGUCCUGCAAGGAAGCAAAUUGACACAGGAGAGCUACAAAAAGCAAAACAAAUGCUUGAUAAACUAAAACAGGAGCUAAGGAUCAAAGAUGAAUCCUUGCGCAAGUUUGAAGAGAACUGCCAAAACUUAGAAAACAAAGUCAAAGGAAAAGAACAGCAAUAUAAAAGUUUGCAAGAAAAGAACAAAGAGCUUGAAGGACAACUAGAGUCUAAAAUGCAGUUGCAAAGUGCAACAGAGAGGCAACAUUGGCAGCUAUCAGACAAGUUGAAGGGGAAGGAGGAAGCAUGCAUUGGCCUUCAACAGAAGGUGAAGGAGUUGGAACACAAGUUAAAGGAGCAACAACACUCGGAGUUUAUGAUCCUUCAAGAAAAGGUUAAAGAACUGGAAAGUAGGCUCAAGGAACAAAUGCAUUCUGAAUCAUUAGCUGCUCAAAAGGUUAAGGAACUAGAAUUCAAGCUCAAUAAGGAGAGAGAGCAAUUCGAAUCGAUUCUUGAGCAAAAGGUUAAGGAGCUAGAACAGAAACAAACAGAAGAAAGAGAACUACAAGAUUCCAUGUCAUUAAGAAUUUCAACACCAAUGAAUGUGGAACCAACGAUCGAAAUUGAUCCACAAAUCCUAAGGAAUUCCAACUCAAUCAACAAGCAAAUAACAAGCCAUUCUUCGAUUCUUCUGAAAGGGAGAGAGUCCCUUCAUGAGAUCAAAAGGAAGAGAGAAGCUGAGAAUUGCAUUGGAGUACCGACGAUAACUUUAAUGGAGAAGAAGAUUGCGGUGCCUUGUGAAUCGAAUCGAGUUAGAAAAAUUGAUCCAUCAAAGGCCUUUGGUAGGCUUACUAGAUCAUCUAAGGGUGUCACUGCACAGAAGGUAGGAAUUAACAAGGAGAAGGAUAGGCUGAGAAGCUGGGUAAGGUAGUAGCAAAAGCUCUGUCUGCGAUAAAUAGAGGAGUUCAUGUGAUUGAUUUUGUAUCUCCAGGUAUAAUUGAUUGAUUUCUUAGAUUGGUUAUACUUGCUUUGUACAACUAACAAGAUAAGGGAUGAGAUCUUCUUACCGCUAGUAAGAAAGAUAAUAUGAUUGUAAUAUAUAUUGUUAAUGCCUUCUCGACUA